CUUUGUGUUUAUUCAUUCUUAUUAUUAUUUCCCCUUCUUCUUUUGACUCCGCGAUGGCGGGACAACAGCAUCUGCGCAAACUCGUGCAGCGGCAGGUCUACUCGUGCCUGUCCGCGCGCUAUGGCGUCGUGCUCGUCCUCGUCUCGCUCGUCAUGCUCGUCGUCUCGGCGCUCCACUUUGGCGAGAGCUGGAUGGAGUGGAGCACGGCCAAGUACGAGGAGCGAUUCUCGGCCUUCACAGACAACUUGGCGGGCCGAUCGUUCCAGGCCAGACUGUGCUCGCCAAUGCCGAUCGAUAUUGUAUACACAUGGGUCAACGGAAGCGACGAAAAGCUCAUUGCUGAUCUCAAGCGCGUCAAGGCUGCGCUGGCUGCCGGAGCUCAUCCCGAUCGCGCCCUCUCUGCUGCUGCUGCCAACGGCACGCUGCUGGCUAGCACCGACGCAAACGGCAGUCAGGUUCUGGUAGACGGUGCGAGCGUGGAUGGCAGCUUUGGCUCGGUCUCGAUCGCUCCGGCCGUGGCCGAGUCGCACGCUCUCAACCGCCGCUUGCACGAAGCCAAGCUCGCCACGUCAAUACUCGCCGCCACUCCGUCAUCAUCUUUGAACGCGUCUGAGACCUCGCCGGCGUCGUCAAUACACGGCAUGAAUGCCACUGUAUCUGGUUCUCCUGCCGCAUCGAAUGCCUCCGUCGUCACCGAAAGCGAAGAAGCGUCUGCGAGUCGAUUCCAAGACAACGAAGAACUCCGAUUCUCUUUGCGAUCGCUCGAAACCCACGCGCCUUGGGUCAGAAAUGUCUACGUGGUCACCAACGGCCAGAUUCCAAACUGGCUGAACUUGGACCAUCCUCGCAUGCACCUCAUCACACACGAGGACAUUUUCGUGAACAAGACACACCUUCCCACCUUCAGCUCUCCCGCGAUCGAGAGCCACAUUCAUCGCAUUCCGGGCUUGUCUGACAAGUUCAUCUAUCUCAACGACGAUGUCAUGUUUGGCAGCGAUGUGUGGCCGGACGACUUUUACACGCACGCCAACGGCCAAAAGGUCUACCUCUCGUGGGCCGUUCCCAACUGCAACGAAGGGUGCCCCUCGAGUUGGUUGGGCGACAAGUACUGCGACGCUGCGUGCAACGUCAGCUCCUGCGAUUGGGACAAUGGAGAUUGCACGAACGUGACAACAGCGCAGAACAGCCGAUUUGGCAGCUGGACGGGUAGCACCACCUCCGCCAGCGCCACCACAUUCUGCGCGCCUGGAUGUCCCGACACCUGGAUUGGAGAUCGAUACUGCGACAAUCCCUGCAAGAACCUGGCCUGCGGCUUUGAUGGCGGCGACUGUGGAUUGCAAGUCAUUCAAGACGAGGUUUUGAGCUACAACCUAACCGAGCAGGUGAAUUAUAUUGUGGUCGAGCCAAACACCCCCGCCAUCUUUAUCAACCUUCGAUCACACUUUGGCGAUGCCAAAAUCGUGGAAGGCUCGCACGACAAUGGCGUGGCUGUACGCACGGCCAUCAUCUCGCAAAAGUUCAAAAUCAUGAGCAUCACCUUCCACCGCAACGUUUCAGCAGAGGUCACCAAUGUCACGGUGGCUGCAGAAGUGAAUGGCACCACCGUCGCCAAGCACUUUUUGCUGGCCACAGUCACCAAUCCAGACCAUUUGUCGCUGGCCCACGACUUGUUUGUCAACCUCACUAUGUCUCCCCCGCCAAUCUUGCCCCUCAAUAUGCUUCCAGCGAAGAACAUUUCCACUGCGCAAGAAACCACUUCAACAAACCACACCACGCCUCUGAACGGCACUAGCGCUGCGACUCCAACAUCUGCCUCCUCGCUCCUAGACCGCACGCCUUCCCCGAGCCCAUCUGCAAUAGCCGUCAAGGACGAGGACGACGAAAUCCCUUUGAAUUACUGGGAAAUUGGCACUCCCUCGAGUUCCUCGUCGAAUACGACCAACCCCACCUUUCAAGAAGUCGACUUGCUGAUUGAACGGACCUUCCCGAAUCUGGACCUUGCCGUAGUGUCGACAGACGUUUUGACGCUCAUGCUUGAGACCCGCGAGAGUUAUGUUCAAGGCGACCUGACCGAGCGCGGAUUUAUCAAACGCAUGACAGCGCUGCUUUUGCUGCCCGAUCAUGUUGUCGACAAGCCAGCCACCCCUCUGGACGCGGGCGUAGACAGCUACGCGUUCGACAACAGCUCUACGGUUGCCGGUGGGCGCAAGCUGCAAUGGCUCGACAGCGCCCAACUGGCAGUUGGCGCGCUUGCGGCUGCCGGCGUGGCUACAUCCUCUCAAUCUGACAGUGUGCUGCAACAAGCGCGAGCGGCUGUGCUAGAGCGCGCAAGGGCAACCGGAUUGGGCCAAAAGCGAGCUCGCGAGACGCCCAAUCACCGGCAGCAACAGGAUGAACCCACUUUUGACGAGCGCUUUGUGGCUGACUGGAUUGCAAACGCCAAGCAAAAGCAGCUCUCGCUCGCCGAUGACCUGCAACAAAGUGUGCAGCAAUGGGAGGCAGAGCACGGGAACCGUUUUGGCGACCGGGACGAGGUAUUCUACCGAGGAAAAUUCCCCUGGGAGAAGCAGCGCAUGUUCCCGCUGGAUUGGGAGAAGCAUCUGUCGCCGGAAGAGUUGCUGCUGUUGGACGACGUGCAUCUGGAUGAUCUCCAGCGAGCUGUUCGCCAGACACUUCGUCGCCAACAGUUGCACCAAGAAGGGCGUGCGACUGGGCGCAAGCUGCUGGACACGUUCGGAGACUCGCUCAAACACGUCAACAAGCUGUACAACAAAAUGUUUGGCGCCAUCCCGCGCAAGGUUCCCGCGCACAUGCCGCACAUGAUUGACCGCCACAUCAUGACCGAUCUGCAGGCAACGUUCCCCGAGGAAUUCGACAAGACGUCUUCACACAAGCUCCGAGCUUCCGACGACAUGCAGUAUGGCUUUUCGUACUUUUACUACAUGAUGGGCGAUCCUGAAGAAUUCAAUCUUGAGCGCAUCUUUGGUGAUUUCGACACCAAUCACGACGGUGCUCUCAAUGCCAACGAAGUUCGCAACCUCGCGGCGCGUAUUUAUGACCUGCCCAUCACCGCAACCGUGAUGGAGCAGCUGUUCGGCACAUUGUACAAUUGCAGCAUGAACAUUACACUUUUGGCAACCGAAUCGGCACACACCAACGGCUCAGUGCCCGUGAGCAAAGCCCCACUUCCGGAAAGCACAUCCGUCCCGGCAACGUCAGGGCCCGCUCUGAGUGUUGAAGAACGUGCAGAGGCGGCGCUGCGAGCCAAACGCGACGAGCGUGCUUCCGCCGAGGCUGCUUCCGCUGCGUCUGCCAGCACCGACGCCUCACCCUCAGCAUCUCCCAUCGCACCACCGCCCGCGGAUGAUCACACCUAUCAUCUGCAUUUCCGGUCGGAUGCACCCCCAAUCACCGCCGCCGUACUGCAAAUGUGCCCUCCAAUUUUGCGCAAACUGCAGGAUGCCAAGCGGUCGCACUACAAGUAUGAAAUUCUUGAUGGCGAAGGCAAGGACGUCGCCUUCAAGAUGAUUCGUGACGAUCUGACGCACGUCUACAAGCAGCUCGAUUCGAUUCGCAAGGCACGCAACAAGUUUGUCUGCCUCAACGAUAACAUUGAUCACAGCAAGAACGACAGUUACAAGAUUGUUGCUGCAUUGCGCGACUUUUACGAGGGUCUCUUCCCGGUGCCAUCGGCCUUUGAGCUGCCAGCAGGAACUCGAAACCGCUUUUUGCAUGCCAGCGAACUUCGCGAAUGGCAACGUGCCAUGACCUGGAGGAGAACAUUGUAUCACAUGGCGCUGGGCGCGCUCAUUGCCGUGGUAGGCGCGGUUCUCUUCCAUUCUCGCGUUCGAAGAGCCUUCCAGGCAAUGCGGCUUCGCUGGCAAUGGUUCCGACGGGAGUCUCGUUCGCGCAAGCUGUUGAGUGUGUGAAAAUACUGGUGGCAUUUUAUUUUUUGAUCUUUUUUUUUUUUGUUUGUUUGUUUGUGGAUUUCUUUUUCUUGUCAUGGUGUUCUCGUGUUGAUGUCCAAGUACACAAUAUCACAUUGGUUUCAGA
Capsaspora owczarzaki ATCC 30864 is the source of this 4053-nucleotide messenger RNA. Its product is annotated as N-acetylglucosamine-1-phosphate transferase. The transcript is spliced from 9 exons. Gene Ontology annotation, molecular function: calcium ion binding; UDP-N-acetylglucosamine-lysosomal-enzyme N-acetylglucosaminephosphotransferase activity. The coding region runs from base 54 to 3929 and encodes 1291 amino acids. Gene Ontology annotation, biological process: carbohydrate phosphorylation; N-glycan processing to lysosome. The record is from RefSeq and is a predicted model, not a curated record. NCBI's taxonomy places the organism in Eukaryota, Filasterea, Ministeriida, Capsasporidae. Gene Ontology annotation, cellular component: Golgi apparatus.